Molecule: messenger RNA, 3601 nt
Organism: Physcomitrium patens
Lineage: Eukaryota; Viridiplantae; Streptophyta; Bryopsida; Funariales; Funariaceae
Product: C-terminal binding protein AN
Biological process (GO): microtubule cytoskeleton organization
Molecular function (GO): NAD binding
Source: RefSeq, a predicted model, not a curated record
UUUUCUUUUCGAUUGACCUAGGUUCUGGAGUAACAUGACCUCCAAAGUCGAGAACUCUUAUUAGGUGGUGGCUCUAAACUUGUAUUGGUAUUUAGUGGUAAAAUUAGUGAUUGGACAUUCCAGCAUCCCGAGUUAUCGGAGACGAAUUGAACAGGGGUUACGUUGGGGUGCACGGUGGAGAGUAGAGUUGCAACCAACGCGGGAAGGUCUGUUGUGUUUGGGAGGCCAUGGGAUGGAAGACAUUGGGUGUGGAGAUCCUGGUUCCAGAGGGUAGAUGGCCCUGUCCUCCGCACAUUAGGGUUUUAUGUCAGAGACAGACUUGCGGAAACCUCUACACUCGUCCCUUGCCUUGUCUGGGUGAUCUUUUCCCUGCCUUUCACUUGCUUCUCCUGCAUGUGGUCCGUUGCCAAGAUCUACUUCCAAUCAUUCCGUAGUUAUGGCCAAGAUCAAGGUGCUCGAGCUUCGCGCCCAGAGCAAGGAUGAACUACUUAUUCAGAUCCUCUUGCCAACAUUUCAGAAACUCUUUCACUGAGUUCUUGUCAGCUGGCCCGACGGAUGGCGUUGUAUUUAAAUGCGUCCCUAUGUUUGUCACAAUUCUGAGGCAACAAAUUCUUGGUUCUGUGAUUUAAUCACAGUUGAAGGAGUUGAAAGCAGAGCUGACCUUGCGUACUGCCGCCGAGGUCUCUGGAGGUGCUCCAAAUAACGUUUUUGAGAUUAGGUGCUAGCAGCCAAGGGAAGUUAUAGGAACAUGGCUACGAGCACCCGAAGUCCAGCGGGGAUGGUGGGGUUGAAAGCGUCCGCUGGGACGCAGCAGCUACAAAAGAGUAAUGGUUUUGCAGUAAAUGGUAUGCCUGCAACGACAAGCUCGUCUCAGCAGUCGAGAGAGGUUGCCUUCGACAGACGAACACAUAUGCUGCCUCUGGUUGUUGCCCUGAAUUGCCUGGAAGAUUGCCGACUUGAGGAAGAAGCACUUGCUGGCAUUGCAGAAGUUCGGCACGUAGGGUUGACGCAAGUCACAGAGGGAAGGAUCGAGACUGCGAUCGCCGUAUUGAUGACCUCUCUGGCAAAUCUGCCUGGCGCAGCCCAGAAGAGAUUGCAACCCUGGCAGCUCAUCCUGUGUUUAAGCUCUGUGGACAAGGCAGUGGACGCAGCAUUGGCUGCCGAGAUGGGUUUGCAAGUAAUUCAUGUUGAUAGUAAGCGCGUGGAAGAGGUGGCAGAUACCACCUUGGCUUUGAUGCUGGGGCUGUUGCGCCAUACUCAUGUUUUGGCUAGGAAAGGUCAUGCAAGUGCUGCGGGAUGGCUGGGAGCUUCUAAGUCUGUGUGUACAGGUAUGCAUCGCUGCAAAGGACUUGUGUUGGGGAUUAUAGGGGCAUCCGCAACCGCAUGCGCUGUCGCUGUUCGGAGCCUCGCAUUCCGGAUGCUGGUUAUAUAUUAUGAUCCAGAGAAUACAGAAGGUGAGCAAGUAAACAAGAGGCAGUUGCCUUUUGCUGCAAAGAAGGUUAAUAGCCUGAAAGAGCUGCUUGCUUCCAGUGACGUAAUAUCUCUUCAUUGUGCUCUCAGCAAUGAAACUGUGCAGCUCAUAAAUGCCGAAUUUCUUGAAUCGGUCAAACCAGGUGCAAUUCUUGUGAACACUAGCAGCAGCCACUUGCUGGAUGAUUGUGCAGUGAAGCAGGCAAUCAUAAAUGGUAAGCUAGCAGGCUGUGCAUUGGACGGCGUGGAAGGUCCUCACUGGCUGGAAGCAUGGGUCCGAGAAAUGGAAAACGUGCUGGUACUACCGCGUAGUGCUGAAUACAGUGAGGAGGUUUGGCUAGAAAUCCGAGCGAAAGCUUUAACUGUACUGCGUUCUUAUCUAGUCACAGGUGUGGUACCAAUGGACAUCACCUCUGAUGAUGAUGAGUACUAUGCAAAUUUCACUCAAGAACCCUGCCAGGAAACUUUGACGAAGACCCUGAUUGGGAAGGAGGAGUCCAGGCAUCAUGGUGAGGUAACGUCUGGAUCUGAGUACAGGGCUAGUUCGAUGGUUUUUCAGGCUCAGGAUCCACGCUCUCUUGGGCAGGAUUCAAGAAUUGACAGCUUUAAUCUAAAGCAACAGCACGAGGGACAUCAGAAUCAGGGCAGAGGAUCAGGAAAGAAGUCAAAAAAGCGGUCUGGACGGCGGAAGUCUCAACAUAAUAUGGAUUCUUUUCAAGUCCAAGAAAGAGAAACGGAUUGGAUUUCAACACCAAGAAAUGACCAGGGUGCUAGUGUGAGUGCUCGGGAUAACAGACCUAUCUCUGAUUCUCGAUUUGGUUCACCAGGAGAGGGCAACCUCAAGGCCAUAGUUGACACUCCAUCAAGUGGGCGAGAGCAGGUGACUAGUAUGGUGUCUAUGGGAUAUGCUAUAGAUCAACUGAAGGAGGGUUUCGUUGUAGCUUUGCAUGCAGUAUCAGGGGGUGGGUACUAUGUGGCUCGGCAACGUGGUCCUGGCCGAGGAUGGUGCUUAGAUAUUCUGUUUGAUGUGACACCCCGGGACCCUGCUUCUCAGUUCCUCGUUGUAGUACGCAACAGGGAUCGCAUUGGUCUUAGAUCCCUAGCAGCAGGUGGUAAACUCCUUCAGGCGAAUAAGAAGCUGGAGUUGGUGUUUGUCAACCAUACAUUUGAUGUGUGGGAAAGCUGGAUUGUAGAAGGACGUCAACUUGAUAACUGCAGUCUGACAAACAGCAGAUUUCGCUCGGUCACUUUGCAAGUAUCUAUGGAGAUUCUAGCAGCUGUAGGUGAGGAAGAUGGCAUUGCCCGCUGGCUGAGCUAAAUUCAGUUGGCGAAUUUAUUACUUCACUGACUUCAUUCACCAUACGCACCAACAUUCACCAAAUGCACUGACACAAUGCUUCCUCGUGCUUCAGUCAAUCAAGUGGGAUUGGAUUUACACUUUGAUGAUCAAUAGACUAAAAUGCUACCUAAAUUUGUCCUAAUUACUAGACCUUAGGAAUGGUUUGAUGUAUUCUUUUCUGAGGCCAGUGUGGUUAAACCCUGGUCUUCUUAAAGUUUAACCCCAAGCUAGGAUGAUAAGUGCCCUUUUCUGCAUUGGGAUGACCUGCUAUCAAAAUGAGAGUAUCUCUGCAAAUUGUUCAACGAAGACAAUGUCCAAGGUCUUACAGGAUGAUAUCAUGUCAAACCGCCUAAACCACCCUCCAGGAAACUUUACCAUUUACUAUGAAGGUUUUCUGUGGUGUGAACCACAGGAAAAGCUAAAGAUAUCCAAUCCUUGGAAGAAGUGGACAUGCUGAGUAUCGUUCAAUCUGCCCUUUGGAUGCAGUGUAACGAGAUCACUGCACCAGGCUUGGUUAAUGGGACAUUGGUAUGCAGCGUUCUUUGCCAGGGCUUUGCAAUAAUUCAUUGACUGGCUUAGUGGUGACGUAUGGCUCGUAGGCAGGCUUGCAGAAUUAGAAUGAUCAAUCACUUACUGUAUAAUGACUUGGCACUCUUGCAACAUUGAUGUAGAAUUACUGAUAGACUACAUGUGCUUUAACAACCACAAGGAACCAAUGGCACUUGGUCAGUAGUAGAAUAUAAUAGCUGUCCACGGACCUCAAUUAAAACAUAACAAAUUAUAGGUUGGACA